CACAGAAUUAAACGAGAAACAGCAACACACUAUCCUACAUCGAUCGCUUUAGGUCGUAUAAUUAAUGAGGAAAAAGAUCGCUAAUCCCCCUUAUAUGAUGAUAUCCUCGAGGUGGUUGUGAAGUGACUUCUUCCUUAUAACUCAUGACCUUCCUCACACUACUGUUUUAGCAUCCCCAGAAUUUUUCCCUUUUCAUCUACGAAUUCUGUUGGUUCUAACUUCUAGGUUGCUUAUUUUUCUUCCCUUUUCUCUCUCUUUCUAUCAUCAUCAUCGUCUCUCUCGUAGUACAAGCUCGUUCAGAUUAACUUUGUUGUUCGAUCCCACCUAGGAGAUGGCACAGUUACCCCCCAAGGUUCCGACCAUGACCCAGAAUUGGCCAUCGUUUCCUCACCAAAAGUUACCCACAAUGCCGCCGAGUUUUAUUAAUCCCACUCAACAGUUUCAGCAACAAGGCUCGCCGUCACCGCCGCCGUUGACAUUACCGACUUGGGUGGACGAGUUCCUCGACUUCUCCUCAGCACGGCGGGGGGCUCACCGGCGGUCUGCGAGUGAUUCCAUUGCAUACCUCGACACGGCAUUCCUCGAGGAAUGUCGGAAACCGGCUGGAGGAGCCGGAGCCCAUCUUGGGUUUGACAGGCUUGAUGACGACCAGCUUAUGUCCAUGUUCUCCGAUGACAUUGGCUCGGUUUCCUUGCCGCCGUCAUUUGCCACUGCAUCGAACCCAUCCACGCCGUCCGAUGACCAGAAUAGCAAUCACGAGGAGAAGCCUAUGGUGCUUGAUGACGUCGUCCCGACACAGGACCUUCAACUGCAGAUACAGCCCAAGAAUGAACCAGGGGAGGUGGAGAGCGCAUGCAAGAAUGACGGUGACACUCUUCCGCCCCGCCGCCGUCCGCUGCAGGCGGGCGCCGAAUCCAUCGUCGAUCCAAAAAGAGUUAAAAGAAUUUUGGCUAAUCGGCAGUCAGCUCAGAGAUCCAGGGUGAGAAAGCUGCAAUACAUUUCUGAUUUAGAAAGAAGCGUGUCAACUUUGCAGACGGAGGUAUCAGCAUUGUCGCCGAGAGUUGCAUUCUUGGACCACCAACGUUUGAUUCUGAACGUAGACAAUAGUACCUUAAAGCAACGUAUUGCUGCUUUGGCUCAGGACAAGAUUUUCAAAGAUGCUCACCAUGAAGCACUAAAGAAGGAAAUAGAAAGACUAAGGCAAAUCUAUCACCAACAACAGAACCUGCACAAGAUGGACAGGUCUGUGAACAAUAAUAAUAACGGCCAUCCGCUCCACUCUCCUCCACAACCACGGACAUCGACGACGACGACGACAUCAUUGCCGGCAGCAGCACCACCACUAGCGGAGACACAACCAACACUAAUGCCACCGCGGUCUCAGCCCGUAGGAUGUUUGGACAAGGAACAGCUUAUGAGUUGAUAUAAAUGUCAGAACUUUCACGUGAUGUUCCCCCACACUUGAAUGUCCACCAUGUGGGGGCUCAGCAGCCUCUUUGACAUUUUCAUGAGUUAUAAAGUAAAUUUAAUUUGUUGGAUGAACUGAAAGUGAUCAAAAAAUAAUUACUCCUUCGGAUUAACUGGGUUGGGAAUUUAGUGAUUAUUACACAUUAAGUUUUCUUCUUGCUCUCAAUCAUUAUAGAAAAAAACUAAAAAGUAUCAAUCUUUUUUCUUUUUUGGUUUAGAGGAUGGUUCAAGAGUGGUGUAUGUCAUGUUUGCUGUAUUUUUCUAUUUUUUUUAAUUUCUUCCCUUAGCUCCAAGUCCUAACUUUCCUAUUAAUUGUAAACUUAUUUUUAUGGUUUGGAGAAUUGUACAAAUUAAAGGACUGGUGAUGGGUGUAUUUUUAACAGUAGUUCUUAAUUCUUACUUUUC
Messenger RNA from Prosopis cineraria, 1872 nucleotides. RefSeq names its product basic leucine zipper 61-like. Gene Ontology annotation, molecular function: DNA binding; DNA-binding transcription factor activity. Gene Ontology annotation, biological process: positive regulation of DNA-templated transcription. Gene Ontology annotation, cellular component: nucleus. The record is from RefSeq and is a predicted model, not a curated record. NCBI's taxonomy places the organism in Eukaryota, Viridiplantae, Streptophyta, Magnoliopsida, Fabales, Fabaceae.